CAUUGAGUUCAGUAGAACAACCAAUGUGCAAAAUCUCUAAAGAGUUGUUAUGGUGAUUUGGUGCAUGUAAAAGUGUAAGAGCCAGCCAUAGAAAUAUUUGCAUUAUUAUAUAUCUAUGGAAACAGCAUCCGCUUUAAGUACUCUAUAGUUUCCCUGCACGAGUUUUUCCCUCGCCGUGCGUGCCGCGUGCGCAUGUGACAUCACUGCUGGGAUUGGCUCGCCCUGACUGGGGUGGAGAGUCUCUUCCACAGGCUGCAGAGAGGGAACGAGAGGAGAGUGAGGGACAGAGGCAAUAGUUUCCAUCAGCCACGGAGCUCAGCGCAGGAGCCACCUCCACUCAGAGCGAACCACGCCCCGGGGGACAGGGGAGACUGUGACCCCCCCCACCCCACCCCUCCAUUCACCUCCCCUCAAGUAUCCAAACUCCUGUUAUGGAAGGGGGAAUGGACUGUGAAGAGGAGUUUUAGUUAGGCUACAUACAAACGAGAUGAAGUUUGGGAAGAGCAUCUGCGUGCUCAACGUAGGGGGGACCCGGUACGCCUUCACCCGUGAGGUGAUCAGGGAUUUCCCUCUCCGGCGCGUCAGUCGCCUGCAUGCCUGCGCAACCGAGAAAGAGGUCCUUGAACUGUGCGACGACUACGACCGGGACCGGAAUGAGUUUUUCUUCGAUCGCCACGCGCAAGCUUUCGUGUUCAUCAUGCUGUAUGUGCGCUCCGGUAAACUCCGCUUUGUCCCCGGCGUGUGUGAGCUCUCCUUCUACACAGAGAUGCUCUACUGGGGACUGGAGAGCGCGCACUUGGACUCCUGCUGCCAGAAACGCCUAGACGACAGGAUGUCCGAGAUUGGUCUGGACAGUCUGUCAGAGGGGGACCUCAGAGUUUCGGGGGAUGAGUCCCAGAGCCCCGGCGGAUCGGUGCAACGGAUUGCGCUCACUGGUCGCGCUAGAUGGCUCGAGAAGAUGCGCAAAACAUUCGAGGAGCCCAACUCUUCUCUCGCGGCGCAGCUUUUGGCUUCAGUAUCCGUGAUCUUCGUGAUCGUUUCUAUGAUAAUGCUGUGUGCUAGCACCCUCCCGGACUGGAAUACAGCCAAGAGAAAUACUGUGGAGGAGCACAGGAUAGUGGAGGCAGUGUGUAUUGGCUGGUUUACAGCAGAGUGCAUAGUGCGCUUUCUGGUAGCCAGAGACAAGUGGGAUUUCCUCCGCCGGCCGCUGAACAUCAUUGAUGUGAUUGCCAUCACCCCCUACUAUGUCACCAUGGCAAUGGCCCGGGCAGGGAUGCCGGGCGCCGGGCUCGGGGUUGCUGGGGUGAUACUGCGGGUGCUGAGGAUGAUGCGAGUGUUCUGGCUCAUGAAGCUGGCCAGACACUUCCUGGGCCUGCAGACGCUGGGGCUGACGCUCAGGCGCUGCUACCGGGAGAUGGUCAUGCUGAUGGUGUUUGUCUGCGUCGCCAUGGCAAUAUACAGCGCCCUGGCCCAGCUGCUGGAGCACGGCCUGGACUUGGGCACGCAGAACCACGAUUACGCCAGCAUCCCGGCCGCCGCCUGGUGGGUCAUCAUCUCCAUGACAACGGUGGGGUACGGGGACGUGUACCCCGUGACAGUUGGAGGACGGGUGCUUGGCGGCAUGUGCGUAGUGAGUGGCAUUGUGCUCCUGGCACUGCCCAUCACAUUCAUCUACCACAGUUUUGUACAGUGCUACCAUGAACUCAAACUCCGCUCUGCCAGAUAUGCACGCAACCUGUCGGCAGAGGUACUGCUGAUAAACAUACAUUUAUACCAAACAGCUCUGCCUACAUCUGAAAGAAACUCAACAAACCAGUGAGCCUGCUGAUGGCAUUGUGAAAUAAUGAUCAACUCUGUGCCCUGCCCUGUUUCCUGCCUGAGCCACACCUGAUUUUUAUUUGGCUUGUCUAGCUCCUGCUUGUCAUGUGGAUGAUCUCCAAUCAUCGUCAUCUACCAGCACGCUCUGGGCCUGUUUCCUUAACAACACCGUUUGAACAGAAGAAUAGGAAUACACAAAUAAUUAUUUAUUAAAUACACACAGGCGCAGUCAAUCUAGUUUUGACAGGGGCUGCUGUUUACACUGUAUUCCCAUGGUUACGACAUUGGCAGAGAUGGAUGCUUUUUUGUGCGUGCUGCAUUGAGUGUGUGUGUUUGUUUGUCUGGCCAUCAGCCUUUCACUUUGUCUAAGCUUUGUACCCAGAUGGUACAAGUUACACAAGACUGAUGUGUGACCUAGAUGCGUUCUGUUAAACCUGUGAAAUAUGGUGAAGUAGUGAACAAGUGAGAGCAAGGUGGGGAUGGAGAAGGGGUACACAGAGAGCUUAGCGUGUAGGAGUGGCUUAAGCCAGGGAUAAUGAAAUAUGGAGACAGGUCAGCAAGGACUACAAGGUGGCAGACAAAUACCAGGGCGACAGCUAUGACAGGGCAGAUGGAGUGUGAAAUGAAAGAUAAAAGACAGAAAUGACAGAAUGUGGAGCAUGUCUGAGCACAAAGAAUGAGUAGCUGGAGUGUGUAUUGCUUCUCCAUUUGUGAGUGAAUCUAAGGCAUUUUGUAUUUCUACGUCUCCAAGGCAACCUCAUCCUCCAACGUGUCAAUCAUAAUGGUGGUUGAGUUGUGUGCACACAAAUAGGCCACAUCCGUGCAACCCUACCGACUGGCAUGAACGCAAAUCAACCAGAAAAAAAAUACAUCACAAAUUCCUGAGGGAAAAAAAAAACAAAGAGUGGAGAAAAAAAAAAGAACAGCAGACGCUGUCACAGAUGAUGGUUCUGACAUUCGUGAUUCAGACAUGUUUGCACUGGCCGUGGUUUGCCAAGAUGAUAUGAUUUGUUAAAGAGACACAUGAUCCAAACAAACAAGUCAACACCUCUCCCACACAACAGUCUUUCUCUGCAUCUCCUCUCCUCUUCCUCCUGUUGCCUUCAACCAUCCUCUUUUUACACACACAUGCACACACACACACACACGUAAGGAUCUUGCUCAUCUGUUGCAAAGGAAAUUAAACAAUUAAUCAGUCCAUUCAUUAUCUGUCUGUCCUUAAAUUUAAAGUCUGCCUUUAUUUAAUCCUAAACUUUGCAGCCUUGUAAUAAUUUAGAAUGUAUUGUAGAGGUGCAUAUCUCAAUAUCUUUGUUGUUGUGUUAUCAAUGUGAUUUUUAUUACUGCAGUCAAGAAAAUGAAAAAUAAUCUAUAUUUUAUUACCUAGCUUGCAACACAUACUUUUCAUUUCAUGUGGCAUAGCUUGUAGCGAAUGUGAAUUUUGGCCAGACCUGAUUGAAUCCAUCAAUCAAAACUUUUUCAUCAUCAUAGAAUAUAGUCUUGUAAUUAAUGUGAUCAAUGUUUGAGGUUUUAUAAUAAAAUGACUCUGUGCAAAA
Lates calcarifer (barramundi perch) is the source of this 3371-nucleotide messenger RNA. RefSeq names its product potassium voltage-gated channel, subfamily G, member 3 (gene kcng3). Gene Ontology annotation, molecular function: protein binding; delayed rectifier potassium channel activity. The record is from RefSeq and is a predicted model, not a curated record. Gene Ontology annotation, cellular component: voltage-gated potassium channel complex; membrane. NCBI's taxonomy places the organism in Eukaryota, Metazoa, Chordata, Actinopteri, Centropomidae. Gene Ontology annotation, biological process: potassium ion transmembrane transport; protein homooligomerization. Bases 488 to 1819 code for a protein of 443 amino acids. The transcript is spliced from 2 exons.